Cuscuta epithymum is the source of this 2356-nucleotide messenger RNA. NCBI's taxonomy places the organism in Eukaryota, Viridiplantae, Streptophyta, Magnoliopsida, Solanales, Convolvulaceae. The record is from the annotation of a GenBank genome assembly.
GUAUUAUUAGAAUGUUAAGCUGCCCUGAUUACAAUGAGGGAUAUCAUAUGUAUAGGAAGGGUAAUUAAUGCUCUCAUGAUGGAUUUGUACGUUACUGACAGGUUGGCCGUCCGUUACUGACGGGUUGGCCGUACUUUAUGAUGAAUUCAAGUCUGCCAUAAAGAUUCAUUCGAAGAAAAGAAAUAGAUUGGAUGUCAAACUUUUGAACAGUCUCGUUUAUGUCCAAUUUAAAGCAAAGUUAUUGAAAAGGACAAUAAAAAGGACAUGGAUGACUAUAUUGCUCUAUUAGCAAGUGAUGCGAAUAAUGCACAAGGAUGGUUGGUUGAUGUCUGCGAAACAACCGAAGAAAUUGAUCAUUCUAUCAUUGAAGUUGUUGAAGAUGAUGAAGUGUCACAGCCACCGCGGAGAAGUGCUAGACUGAGAGAACUUUAUGAUGAUGAGUUCAAAUCUGAUUCAGAAGAAAUGAAUAUGGAGAUUGAUUUUCAAUUUGGCCAAGAAGAUGAAAUACCAUAUGGCCUAGGAACACAUUGCACAUGUGUUAAACUGCUGAUGAAGUCUUCAAUCUGUGUUGGACUGUUGGUUUAAAGUUUAAACUAUUUUUUCUCAAGUUUAGUGUUCAUUUAAACUCUACGUUUGUGUUUAUGGCUUUUAGCCUUUGACAGCUAUGUUUUUUUUCCUUUUUGGAUGAACAACUGUAUUUAAACUCUACAAUUAGGUACAUUAGUUAAAUGGUUUUUCUCUUUGACAUCUUUGUUUUUUUGCUUUUUUAAUGAGCAACUACACUAUUAUGUUCAUGGCUUCUUAUAUUAUUGGGAAAAUUGUCAAAUAAGCCUUUGUAGUAUAUCAUAAAAGUCAAUCAAACCCUCGAACUAAAGAAACACCCAAUUAACCCACUAACUUUGCAAAAACACUCAAAUUCAUAAUUCAACAGGUGAAAAUCCGGUUAUCAGGUCAUAUUGCUGACGUGGCGACUGAUGUGUUAUUUUUAAUUUUUUUUCUUUCUUUUUAUUUUCCUUUCCUUUUGGUCUCCUCCUACUUCCUUCUUGAGACCAUGCAUCUCUUAAUUGAGUCUUUUUAGUAAAGGGUUUAAUUGAUUUUUUUAUAUACUAGGAUGACUCAUUUAACAAUUUUCCCUAUAUUAUUUUGUUUAUACCUUUUAAUCUCUUAUACGAAUACAUGAUUGACAUUUUUGAAAUUUUAAUUUUAUCAUUUGUACAACCAUAGUUCGAGGAAUUAUAUUUAAAAAAAAUGAUUUUAUGCCGGUGACUAGACAGUGAUACAAUGAAAUUACGAAAUCAAAAUUACAAAAGCAAAAUUACAAUCAUUGUCCCCCUAUCUCACCUCUGGCAAAAAUUACAAAAUCAAAAUUCAAGUUCUUCCCAAAAAAAUCAAAAAUCAACAUAACGAUUUGUAGCAAAUCCAAAGUUGUUACUAGGGGUGGGAAAAACCGACCCAAAAUCCGGUAACCGAAUUGACCCAACCCGAUAUAUGACAUUGGUCCGGCUGUCCAGGUUUUAUUUUAAAAAUGAUCAGUCCGGGUUAAAAUACCCGACCUGAACCCGAAAACAUGGGUCCAAAUUCGGGUUCCAAAAAUUUAAGCCCGACCCGGACCGAAAAAACCCGAUUUAAUUAAGAAACUAAAAAAUAUAUAUUCUAUAUAAAAUACAUAUGAUAUGACCUAUUAAUACAUCAUACCAUUUUUUUUACAUAUAAUACGUAUACAUGAACUAUUUUAUACUACUUCCGUCCUAAAUUAAUUUGCAAAAUUGAUUUUUUUAAUCAAACAAUUUCAUUUUAUUCAUUUAAUUAGGACGUCAAUUUUUAAUUACGAAGUAUAUUUGAUUUGGAGUUUCCAACUUUAAAGAGAUUUUCAAAAAAAAAACUUUAAAGAGAUUUUAAUGUAAUUUUUGAAUAUGUAAAAUUUAAUUAUUAAAAAUUGAAUUAAGUAUCAAUAUGGAGGAUUUAACUUUAACAUUGGUUGACCAAAAAAUUUUGAGUUUGUAAAUAAAUUUGGGACGGAGGGAGUAUUAUUUUGCUUUCGAACCAAUUGUUCUUCUACAACAUUUUCUAUCGAGUGAUUUUAAGAUUUAAAAUAUACUGCUUCGGUUUUUACUAUGUAUAUAUAUAUUUAUUCUAUUUGAAGUUUAGAACUUUAGAUAUUUGCAAUUUUUAUUGUGAUUGUAUUUCAAUUGUAUUUAGAUAUCUCAGUUCAAUUUUUUUCCGAGUUCAACCCAACCUGACCUGAACCCAAUCCGAACCCAAGGAUCUUAAAACCCGGACUAACCCGUAACUCCGUAAGUAUUGGUCCUUCGAUCGAGCCCAAAAAUGUAGAACCCGAAGAUUUACGGGUUUUUAG